AUGAGUUUAAGUUAAGCAGGGCGUUAGGCUAUAAAUCCAAUUACAGGAGAAUCUCGAUUUUAACCUCAGGAAUAUCGUCGUUCUUAAGAAGUCAAGAAUGAACCUACGAGGACAGCUGAAUCAAGGAGAAAUUUUGUUAAUACUUCAGUGCCUGUUGAAAAUUAGGAACAAAGUCACUUUUAAAUGGAUAGGGUUGCUCAAUUAUAGGAUUAAGUGUAAAUGCUGGAAAAGUAACUUACUUAGGAAGUCAAGCGAAAUUCAAAAAUGUUAGUUGAGUUGGAAAGAGAAGUAAGGACAAGAGGAUAGAUUGGGGAUCCAAACCAAAUGUUUGAGGACUUGUAGAAUAAGAUGUAUUCACUGGAAACGAAGAUUAUAGCUUAGGAUAGGCAAAAGAGUGAAUUGGGUUCUAAAGUGGCUAUAUAGGAGCAGAAUAUAAAGGAGUUGUUGUACUUUUUGAAGAACACUUAGAAUAAAGAUACUAACGAAGUAUUGCAGAUGAGAGGAAUGUUGCAAGAAAAGAUAACUGAAGAAAGUUCACAUCUGUAGAAGGAGAGAGAGAAGACGAAAGCCUUAUUUAUGGAGAUGGUUAGAUUGGGAGAAUUGUAGGAAAAAUUGCAGGAAUCACUUUCUACUUCUCAUCAGCAUUUUGAGUAGAGAAUUAAUGGGAUGGAAAGCAAGAUAUAUAAUGGGGAAAAAGCCUUGAUUCAAGUAGCAUAGAGAGGAGAUUCAGGAAUGAAUUUCAUUAAUGAGACUAACGAAAGAGUAAAGAAGAGAGUGAUGGCAUUGGAGGCCAAUUUAUUAGCACUAGGGAAAGAUUAAUUAAAAGAUCAUGAACAGAUCAAUAGAGUUGAUAUGGCCAAUUAGAGAAUAUAGGAAGGAGUUCAAGGGAAUGAUUAUACUCAAAGAUUAGAUACUCGAGUAACUGAGGUUAUCAAUAGAAUUGUUAUGGAACAUGAGCAGAGAGUCAAAACUAUGGAAGAAAUGAAAUAAUCAUGGAGUUUGAAGGAUUAGAUUAAUAUGGAGAGAUUAUAAUAUGAGAGGGAAGAGGUUGUUUAAAAAUUAGGAUCAUUAGAGUAAUUUCAACGAAUUGAUUCAUAAAAGAAGGAUGAAGCCAUUCGUUCAUUGUAGACUAUUAUUGAGACUUAAGUGAAUUAAAUUCUAGUAAAUAUUUAAAAUGAAGAAGCCCAAAGAUAUUCACAUGAAGUUUAAUUAAGAGGCGAUUUAUUAAAAAUAUAAGAGAAUAUCAAAUCGGAGAAUGAAUUAUUCAAAACACAUUAAGCUAAUAUUACUGAGAAGAUUACUGAUAUGAUAAGAAUUGAAGUGCAAACAAGAUUGUCAACUGAUACUGAAUUGAAGAACCUUACAUCUGCAAUUGCAACUGAUAUCGUUUCCGAUUUGAAUAGUUUAAAAGAUUAGAUAGAAAUGGCUAAUAGGGCAUUGCAAACAUAAGUUAAAUAAUUGGAGAAAGAUUAAGCAGAAAAAGCAGAAAGACUAUCGUUGUAUAUUGAUGAUGAAAUAAAUAAAGCAAUUAAGACAUCUGCUUAGAAGUAUGAAAAAGUGAAGGUGAUAUUUUCCAAAUUUGGGGAAUCCUUUAAACAACAUAUAACAGCCUUUGAAGGGUUGAAAUAGGAUCUGAAUUCUCGGUAGACCAUCAUUGAAUAGAAUAUUGAUAUGAUUAGAUAGGACUUUUAGACUGUGAUAGAGGAUCAAUAGUCACACUUGUUGGAACGAAUAUCAAUUGAAAAAAAUCAAAUCUUAGAGGCUGUGAAUGCUACUGUCUAAUUUUUGGAAGAUAAAGUCAAUAAGUUAGAUGAAGAUUGCUCAAACAAAUUCAGGAUAUUUAGAGAGGUUAUUGAAGAAAAUCAAUAAGUGGUUGUUGAAAAAACUAAACUUAUUCUUGAAUAGAAUGAGUCUUAUUAAUAGACUCAAAUGAAAGGAUUAAAGUUGAUGGCUGAAAGCAUUCAGGAAUCAUAAUAGCAAAUGAUCAAGGAAGACCAUCAGAAUCAAAUCAAGGAAGUCAAUUAGGCUGUUGAAAAUACUAGAUAAGAUGUUCAGCAAACUAAUACUAAUAUCAAAGAGAUGAAUGAAAUUUAGAUUUAACACAAAAGUAUUUUGGAUGAAAAUCAAACUGAUAUUGAAAUACUGAAGAAGGAGAAUGAAACUAUCAUGAUCAAAUAACAAGAUAUCGAUAAGAAUGUUGAGUUAUUAAAUGCAGAACAGAAGAAGAUUCAUAAUAGUUUUUAGAUAAUCACUCAAAGUGUUGAAUCAGUGAAUGAGAAGACUUUAACCAUUGGGGAACGAGUGGAUGCUCUCAAUACUAAUUUUCAACAGUUGUAAGAGGAACUUAGACAGAUUGAUUAAAAGAAUUCGAAAUUAGAAGGGGACUUGGAGGAUUCAAAUCUCAAAGUUAGCAAUGAAAUCAAGAGUAUGGAGACUAGAUUGGAGGAUUCAUAGAAGACGAUUAGUGCGAUUUAGGAUGCUGCAAGACAAAAUGACGAUCUUGAUAAAAAAUAAAAUCUAGAAAUUGAUGAAUUAUAGUCAUCAGUCAAAAAUCUACAAGAUAGACUUAAGUAAUUGGCUCAAUUACCCGCUUGA
Paramecium tetraurelia is the source of this 2595-nucleotide messenger RNA. RefSeq lists its product as uncharacterized. The transcript has 7 exons. Lineage: Eukaryota; Ciliophora; Oligohymenophorea; Peniculida; Parameciidae. The record is from RefSeq and is a predicted model, not a curated record.